CUCAACAUAUUGGUCUAGUUCAUAGCUUAAGCCAGCCUCAAAUGCAAGUACGAUUAGUUAGCUCUACAACUCCAUCAUCAGUCACACAGAAAGUUACUUUACCUAUUCAAUUUCAUGGUAAAAAGCCUACAAGUAAAUCAAGUUCAUUUCUACAUUUACUUCCUCAACAAGCUGAGAAACAUGUGAUGUCCACUCUUGUCAACAACUUGGUGGCACCUGGAACCAACUUAACUCUAAAAACUCAACUAGGCACAGCAGUAAUUCUUCCAAACAAGUCAACCACUGACCAUUCUGCUGAACAGCAGAAAUCCCAACCACUUCUAGUGGUACCAUCAAUCUCCUCUCAUAGUGGAGAAAGUCCUCGCAUUGUUCUUAACCUUUCUUCACCAAUUAGAAUCCCACAGUAUCCACCUCCAUUAAAUAAAGUUACAGUACCUGUGGUGGUAAAUAAUCAGACAAUAUCUCUAUCUAAUAAUAAUGUCAUACAAGGAAAGUCAAAGCCUGUGAUAAUUUCAACAAGCCAACCACUUACCACUUUGAAACCUGCUAGCUCUGUUUCACAAGUAAAAAUUGUUGCCCCUGUGCCAAAAACAACCCCGAAAGAACAACAAAAGGUAUAUAAGUCUAACUUUAUGGCUGCUCUUGGACUAGUGACCAAAGAUACCUUGUCUGAACUUCAGAACAAAAAACUUGAAAGGAAGAGACGCACAACAGCAAACCCACAGUUCUCAAAUGCAGCUCUUGAGGAGAAAAGAAAGAAUGCUAUUUUUUUGAAUAUGGAGGGAAAAUGCCCUCCUUAUAAAAGGCCUAGGGGACGUCCUCGAUUGGUUUCCAUCACACCUAAAAAUUAUGUUCCUUGCACAGAAGAAUCUCUUCCAAAUGGUUAUCAUCUUCCCAUCAAAUCGAGUGUCAUAGACAGUCGUGAAGAAAUGUGUGUCAUAUGUGAGAAACCACAAGAAUUAGUUAAAUGUGAUACUUGCAGUCUGGCUUAUCACUUAAAUUGUGUGCAGCCUUCUCUGUCAUCAGUUUCAGCUAAUGGUUGGUCCUGUCCCAAGUGCAAGCCUAGCCAACCAAGUCAACUAAAUGAUACACAUAUAUCAUCUGAGGCAAAAUCAUUACCAGUCUGUAAAUGUUUUAUCCCUUCAUCUAUAACACAGCCUACUUUGUCUAUAUCUACAUCAGCAGUGACAACAGUACCUGUUUCAGCCAUAACUUCAUGUGCCAUCACAGUGCCUAUCUUUCUUACAGCUUCCAACUCUACCAGUUCAGACCUUCUUAAAGUACCUAGUAAUUUAACCAAAGUAACUGAAUCGGCAUCUGUCACACAGGUAACAACAACAACUGUUUCUCUGCCUACGAAGGUAGAUAAACAUCGGAAUCCCAUUGUGUCUGCCACUAGUCUAGCACAGAAAGCAGCAAAGGAAAAUGUGAAACAAAAACUAUUGAAAAGAAGUUUAGUCCUGAGGAAAGAAAAGAACCAACUGGAAAAAAAAGUUCAGAAUUUGACAUCUGUUAUAGCAAACAAGACGAAGAAGCAAGUACAGUUACAAACCUUAUACCAGAAAACAACAGAUUGUAUAGAUAAACUUGAGAAGUUUAUUUGUGAAGUCAAGGACCAUUCGUGAUUUUUUCCACAAUUUAUAGAUAAACAAACUAUGAUUCACUUUGUGUUUGAAUGGGGAUUUCCUUUUUUAUUUUAAAUAUCUUUAUUUUGUGUUGUGGUUGAGUUCAUAGUGCAGAACAUUUUAUGUAUAGAUGCAUAUGAAUGAUAAAUAUAUAAAAGAAGUCUUAAAAAAAUUAUCAUUCCUAUUCCUUAUACAGUAUUCUUGUACUAAAUAUUUUAGAGUUAUUUUUAAGGUUACAUUUUAAAUUCAGUAUGAUACUUAGAAAGCAUUGAUGUCUAAGCAUUUCUAACAGACCUUUUUCCUAUGAAGUGUAAAAUGUGCUAACCAGAACUAAAGUAAAAGCAAUUAGUCUAAUGAGCAAAAUAUAUUGUUUGCAAAUCCUUGACCAUCCUUAUUAUCUCGUAUAUACGGGUUGUUUUUCCUAUGAACUUUGCUUUCCAGCUAUGUCUAUUAAGGAAAGUUGUUUUUGAUACACUAGGUUUGUGCCAAAUAGUAUAAAAAUGUACUUACUACUUCAUAAGUAAUGUUGUUCAAAUUCUUAGGAACUGACAGUAAUAGCCAUAUUUUUUAAUACCCCUGUUGAUCAAAGCUAAUGAGAAAGCAUUAAGAGUUUAAAUGUUGCCAUUGCAUUUCUUGAAUAACUGUGAAGCUGGUUUUUUAAGUUGGUCUUUUCAUUUUAAAUAAAUGUAUCUUUAUUAAUGUAUAAAUAGAAACUUGUAUGUACACAGAUUAGCCACUUUAUUAAUGCAUUCCAGUUGAUAUGAGGAUGGCCAACUUUUUUUUGCUACAAUAAUAACCUUAAAUUGUAUAGAUUUCACAAGAUCCAGGGAGGUAUCUUGUCUAAUAAUAAUCCAUUUUUUUCCAAAGUAUAUGUAUACUCUGCAAUUAGCUGACAAUUGUUGGUAAGGGGGACAAGUACAAUGUUUUAGCUCAUUUUAAGGAUGCUUAGCAGAAGUUACAAUUGGCAGUGGUGCUGGCCAAGGUAUGUCACAGUCACCUAUUUUGAGAACAAGCUUCAUAAAAUACUCACACAAUAGAUGGAAGACCUCUUGUCUAACAGGAUAUUGUGUGAUAAACAUGAUGAGUAACAGUGCUCAAAUAUGUACUGAGUGCUAUUGACCCACUAUUCACUGCCAUAAGAAUGCAUUUCAUCUACUACACUACCUCCAACAGCUUUCAUUGUUGGAAGAGCAUAAUAGAGUCAGGCAUUUCAUGUAGUUUUUUUCCAUAUGUUAACCUCAUUGUCAGUACAGAAGAAUGGGAAGCUACAUUUCAGCAGACAUCAUACACUGCCAAUUAUUAAAUGGUCACAGUUUGCACUCUGAGAAGAGAACCAUUAAAGCCUUUCCUAUUUGCAUCAGUGUAAAUAUUUUUUAGUGAUUUAUGGAUGCCAUAUGACAGGUUAUGUAAUUUAUUUUGCAUGUUAAGGUUGCAGUUAGCUAAUUUCUGACUACUGUCAAAGGUAUUGGUUAUUGGAAUGCAGUUUAAUGUAUGUUGUUGCUCUUUCUCUGACUAUUCCAUUGGUUUUUCCUCAAUAGGUCCAUACCAGUUUGUGACUACAGUUUUGUCUAGAACCAGUUAUUUUUUAUUGUCACUCUUAAUAGACUAAUUAAAAGAUGUCUGAACAACUGUGCAAAAAAAAAGGUGUUUAAUAACACUGUUUAAUAACAGUGUUGCUGCUAGACAUGCCUAUUUAAAAGUCAGAAAGAUUCCUGUUCUCACCAGCUAUCUUGCAAGUUAAUCAUAUUGUGACUAUAACAUAAUCAGUCUAUUUUGUAUACACAAAUAAAUGGUGUAUUGUGGGUGUUUAUAAUAAAUUGGCCAGUCAGUGUAGUUUUGAAAAUAGGAAUACCCUUACUUCUUUUAUCAUCCAACUGUACUAUAAAUGUAUUAGAAGUUCUGUGGUAAGACCAAAGUUUUCCUGUAGACAUUUUUUGUAAUAAUAUUUGAGGAUUUAAAAAAAGUAUAUUCUUGAAUAUAGUAUAUAUUAUAUUUACUUUCGUAUUGUGAAUUGCUGUAGUUUAUCAACUCCAAAUGUAUAUUUUCCCCCUUUCCAAGCACAAUAUUUAUAAUGAUUUUUAACACAUUAGUAUUUGCUGCAAGUAAAUGCAAAAUGAAAGCUUAAUUUCAUUGUGUGUGUGUGUGUUUUUUAGACAGUGACUUUACUUCCUGUUCUUUCUAGUUAUUUAUAUACAAACACACACACACACACACCAAAAGAGUAACAUACAAUACUGAUCUGUUGCAAUCAUUUAAUGUUAGAAUAUAUUAGACAUUGCAAUAAUGUAACAUCAUUUUUAUUUAAACAUACAAAGUUUCUAAUUUCCCAAAAAUUUACCAUUUUGUUUUUUAUUAAUUUGGUAAUUUUAAGACGUUUGUUUAUAGUUUGUAAGACAUUGACUUUCACUAUGAUUUUGACUUUUAAUGUAUUAAAAUAAUAUAUUUUUACUAAUUCAUAUUUUUAAAACGCGUGCCAUGGUAUUGUGACUUCUACUAUUAAAAAAAAAAAAGACAAGUUUUACUCUUUCCACAUUAUUCAAUUUUAAGUGUUUAUCUUUGAUAUCCUAAUUUUAAUAUAAAAUCCUUACAACGGGGCACUUGCUAAAAAUAUUAAGGUGUGUAAAUUGUAUUAUCUAACAAUCUUUGGUGAAAUUAUGACAAAUUUUAAUAGUUAAGAGAUUUACUAAAUGUAAUAAAAAAUUUAUAAAUGUUGUACAUUAUAACAAAUGUUUUUAGCUUAAGUUUUAAUGAUGAUCAAUGUUGUGCUGUAUUAAAUAUUAACCUUAGGGUCAAGUUUUUUAUCUUACAACUAAAAGUAAAUUUAUACAUGUAGUUUUUUUAUUGAGACAUACUGUAAAUAUUUCAGUAGUUAUUAUUGGUGUACAGUUACAUGUUGCAUGAGAAAGAGUUAACAAAAAUUAAUUUUUUUAAAAAGUCAAAAUACCGUGUUUAGUGGGUACACUAAAAUCCUACUAAUGUAAUAGGAAAAAGGUAAGCCUAAAAAAAAUUAUUAAAGAGAAUGGACAAUGAUUGCUGAUUCAGUCUGGGAACUUAUGAUUAAUUACAUCUGAACUAACUUUGAUGUUGAGUUUGUUGUCCCUUAAUUUGCUUAUCAAUGUUAAAAUAACCUACUUGUCAACUGUGUCACAUGUCUCAGCAUUCUUAUUUUUAAGCUUAUGGAAUAGUCAUUUUGUGGUUUUGCUAUAUAUUUUAAAAUGAUCCAACAACCUUGUUCUCAUUUAUUCUCUGUCUGCUGAACCUUGGUGUAGUGGGCUUUAAAAUAAUUGCUCAUGCUAAAUGUCAGCAUGCCCUGUAACAUAAAUAAUAUUUAAAGUAAUUUAUAAGUAAUAAAGUGAUCUCCAGUUUAUUCUUGGAUGUGCGUAUAUAUCACUAAAUGAGACUAGUUUUAGGUAAUUCCACAGCUCAUCAGUAACCAUGAACAAGGGUAAACCAAAGUAAAAAUCAAGACCCUUUGUAGUGUAGUUUAGUAGAAUUCUAUUCUGAAUGAACAAAAGAAACUGGUUGUCUUUUAUACGGAUUGUAAGUGCUGAAAAGUUUAUUAUGUGUGAAAUGCCUUAUCAAGAAAACUUUUGUUAUUGUAGCUGAUUAUUCCAGAGUUUAUAACUUUUUAAUCAACCAUUUGUGUAAAGUGUCUGUGGCAAAUGAAUUUGAUUUAGUAGUUUUUUUUAUUAACUGUCACAUUGAUAUUAUUUAUCAAAUAAGAACAAAGUACUUGUUAAGAAAAUUGAAAAUUUAAUUGGGUCAUUAUUUUGUUCUGUAACUAAUAUAGAUGUUUUAUCACAUGAGUUGUGUGCUAUUUUAGAGUUAUAAAAAUUGACAUGCAAGAUCAGAGUAAAAUUAAUUUUUGGACUUUAAAAUUAGGAAAUUCAAACUAUUUUGUUAAUUUCUUGCAACUUCCUCCUGUGUUUUGCUACAUCUAGAUGUUAUCCAAUUACAAUGAAACUUUACAUUUUUGUGCAUUGUUUCAAACUGUCUUUCUCUAAGGAAUUACUUAACUAAUCAAAUCUAAUAUGAUGAAUACUUAAAGAAAGCUUAAGUAUUCUUUAUUUCUAACCUUACACUGUUAUUUUUGAUAGCAGUAUAAAAAAUUUAAUAUAGUUGAUUCCAGAAUAAACAAAUUGGACAGUAUAUCAUCAAACAUCAAGUGACUGACACCAAUUUUUAGUCUUUAUUUGUGGAUGUGUCAAAAGCAAUGAUUCUUGGAAUAUUCUAAUACAUAACUACAGUAUUUUUAUAAUAGAACUUACUGUUUUUACAUUCGAUCGGUAAUUUAUGACGGUGAUUCCUCCCAAAGUACCUCGGUCUGAGGGCUUAUAACACUAAAAAUCAGGUUUCGAUACCUGGAGUGGGCACAGCACAGAUAGCCUAUCAUUUAGUUUUGUGUUUAAUAAUAAAACAAACAAGUAAUGAUGGUAUCUCAGUAGACAUGAAUAUCUAUUUAGUUUAUAAAAUAGCUCACACUGUAAAUAUUAAAAUAAGAUGUAUAUUUUAACUCAAUAUCAGUGUUUGCGACGUUUGACUAACGCAAUUAUUUUGUAAUUUUUUUUUCCUCAUUCUCACUAACAUUUUUAGUUUGGUAUACUUAGACUUGCCCAGUAAAUAGGUGUUUAUAUCAUGGUAUACAAAGUCUUACAUAAAACAUAGCAUGAUGUUUUGGCAUUAUGCUUGUAUCUUGAAGAAAAACCAAUUAAGCUGUUCAAAAUAAUUACAUAAACUGUGCUGUAUCUGAAUUUUUACAAUUUUAACCCAUUUCAGUUAUUCAGCAGCUAGUCUUCCAUCAAUAUAUGUAUCUAAGUAAAAUAAUUCAAACUGCCACAUCACACAUUUUAUAUUGAUAUCAUAAGGUUUUCACUAUUAUAUGAGGAAGCCAAAUAUAAUAUACAUACAUAGUAUGUAAAGGUUGAACUAUUUCUGCAGUGUACAAUGUGUGUACCCAUAAUGUUGUGAAAUGGAACCAAUCAUAACUGUGAAGCUGUAGGUAAAUUUUUAGUUACUUCAGUUAUGAUCAGGUAAAUAUCUUUCAUAGCUUAUUUAUUUGAAAAGUAUUAUACUACUAGUAUUAUACAUAUCUACACAUUGCUACUUGCAUUGGCAUACAGGUUGUCCCAGAAGUCUGGACUUGUAGCCAAAAUAGACGUUAUAUUAUUAGAGUUAAACAAACACAUUUCUAAUGUCAGUUGUACAUAUUUCAGGAAAAACAAUACCCUGAUGGCACAGUAUACCAAGAACUGAUAUGUGUAUGGCUGUUAAUGGCAUGCAAUUUGAAUAAUAAAUAAAUUAAGAAUUAGUUAUGUAUUUUUUUCAUUUGGAUCCAGACUUCUGGGACACUCUGCACAUGCUUCAAUUCAAAAUUAGUAAGCAAUUGAAAUUUGGAGUUUCAUGAAUGAAAAACUGCUAUUAUUCUUGCAUUAUAGUGGAAAACAAGUUGAGACAUUUAGUAGGGUACAACACAUUCUUAGAUGAUAUGGUUGUAGCUUUUUUCCUUCUUUUUUUCAUUUUUGAGAGUUCUAGUAGUGAUGAUUUUUUUAGGUGAAUUCCUACAUAAAUACUAUUUGUAUAAGAAUCUGUAUUGUUGCUAUUCCUUUGUAUAGCAAAAGUGCCUGAAAAUGAGCAUUAUCUAACAUCUUACAACUUUGAAAUUUAACAAGGAAAAAAGAUAUGUAGGUUCUGUUGCAGAUGUGAAAUCUUUUGUAAAACACAUAAGUGACUCUAAUGUGAAAAACAUUUGUGUUCUGCUCUUUUAGUCACUGAGCUAUUCCUGUAAACUUGCUUGUAUACUUGUCCUGUUUAUGUAAUAUUUGGACCAUAGGAACAGUGCCUUUCUUUUUAUCUUGUCCAAAAGAAAUUGUAGUAAAUGUUUUAUAGUUUUAACUUGAUUUUUCUCUUCUUAUCAGGCAGCUGUCUUUAUUUGUGUGGGUUUGUAAAAUUCAAAACUUAUUAAUUGCAAUAAAUAAGAGAUUUGAAAAAACUCUGAGGCAUGUACCUGUUUUUGUUUGUGAAUUGAAAUUAUUUCUAUGAGAAUUUAAACUGAGUAGUGCAGUGAAGAGAGUUAUCACAAUGAAUUAUAAUUUAAGUUGUCAGUUUUAUAUCAUGUAAAACUGAACCCAUUGUAGUUUAAUCGUAUACCACUAAUAAUCAUUACAGGUGAUUUUAUUGUCACCUUCAUCAGCUAGGUAUGAAUAGAUAAAAUUUUCUUUUCAGUGUUUCUUCAACUACUUAACCUUCUCUUGUAUUCUAUCUAAAAUACCUUAGUUAAUUAUGUAUAGGUGUAAUAAACUUGGCAUGUAGACUUGCAUGAUCUGACACUAGCUAUUUCUGCCAAAUGUGUUUUUCAUGUUCAGUUUUAUUGCUUAAAUGAAUCUAGAUGUUUGAGCUACAUGUAGCCUGACCUGUUGAGCCACUAAUGAUAUUAAUUAAUGGUCUAUUGAAUUUUCACAGGAUUAAGUGAAACGUUCUGAUAAACAAGGUAGAACCCAUGUAAAUCUUUUU
Molecule: messenger RNA, 8135 nt
Organism: Limulus polyphemus (Atlantic horseshoe crab)
Lineage: Eukaryota; Metazoa; Arthropoda; Merostomata; Xiphosura; Limulidae
Product: PHD finger protein 21A-like
Exons: 8
Coding region: 42-1625 (527 amino acids)
Source: RefSeq, a predicted model, not a curated record